Patiria miniata (bat star) is the source of this 3236-nucleotide messenger RNA. RefSeq names its product long-chain-fatty-acid--CoA ligase 4-like. Gene Ontology annotation, cellular component: lipid droplet; plasma membrane; endoplasmic reticulum. Gene Ontology annotation, molecular function: long-chain fatty acid-CoA ligase activity. Bases 129 to 2285 code for a protein of 718 amino acids. The record is from RefSeq and is a predicted model, not a curated record. Lineage: Eukaryota; Metazoa; Echinodermata; Asteroidea; Valvatida; Asterinidae. Gene Ontology annotation, biological process: neuron differentiation; long-chain fatty-acyl-CoA metabolic process; long-chain fatty acid metabolic process. The transcript has 15 exons.
GUUCGUAUCUAUCAAUUUCUUGUUUGCUUAGUCCCAGGAGUUGUAUGCAUCCGUGUGCUUCAGCUUUUCAUAAUUAUCUGUGGGAUAUAGUCAUUUAAAGGUCAAAUACCUCGAGUCAACUCCUCAAGAUGCCGGAGGCUGAGCCGUUGGAGCCCUUCUACGUCUCCGUGAUCAUGACCCUGUUGGCGUGGGUGGUGUGGAUCUACGAUGCGCUCACGUACAUCCCGUGUUACGUCGCGGCGUCCCCCUUCCGCCACCGACGCGACCGCAUGAAGGGCGUCAACGUCGGCAAAGGAGACCGGGCGGGGCCAUACCGAGACUCCUCCCAUCCUCGCCGGCUGACCACCCACCCUCAUGAGAAGUACCAGACUCUGGACGGGGAGUUUGAGCACGUGACGUACAAGUACGGCAAAAUGCCUUGCCUGGGGACACGGGAGAUAUAUAAGGAAGAGGAUGAGAUGCAACCCAACGGAAAAUCAUUUAAAAAGCUGGUGAUGGGUGAGUACAUUUGGCAGACCUAUGAAGAAACUUUCACUGCUGUAGAUUGUCUUGGGCGGGGCCUACGCAGCCUCGGGGUCCAACACAAGGAGAACGUUCUCAUCUUUGCUGAAACAAGAGCAGAGUUCCUGAUUUCCCUGCAGGCUUGCUUCAGGUACGGUUUCACCGUGGUGACACUUUAUGCUACGCUAGGAGAGAAGGCAAUCAUACAUGGCAUCAAAGAGACAGGAGUUCGCGUUGUCAUCACAAGUUCGAGUCUUCUGCCCAAAUUUAAGGCUAUUCAGAAAGAUAUCCCCCAAAUUGAGACCAUUGUCUACAUGGAGGACCAGCUGACCAAAACAGACACCAGCAAGUUCAGUGAUGAAAUGAAGCUUUACUCUUUCCAAUCAGUCGUCAAACAUGGGGAAUCAAACACAGAUACAACUCGCGCUCAACCUGAUCCUGAUGAUCUAGCAAUCAUCAUGUAUACCAGUGGCUCCACUGGUAUACCGAAAGGCGUCAUGAUGUCCCAUAAGAAUAUCAUGUCUAUGGUGUCGGGCGCCAAGAACAGAAUACCUCACUCAAGCGGCAUCGCUCAGCUGGUAUCGGACGAUACCUGUGUCUGUUUCCUGCCCUUGGCUCACAUCCUAGAGGUGGUCCUGGAGUGCAGCCUCCUCUCUGAGGGGUGUCGGCUUGGCUACUCCUCCCCACUCACCAUGACUGAUAUCUCCAGUAAAGUCAAGAAGGGAAGCAAGGGGGACGUGUCUGUGCUGAAACCAACCGUCAUGGCGACAGUUCCUCUGAUUAUCGAUCGGCUCUACAAAGGCGUGAUGGACAAAGUCAACAGUGGCUCUCCCCUACAGAGGGCGCUCUUCAAGUUUGCCUACGACUACAAGCUGCGACACAUUGAGCAAGGAUUUGACACGCCCAUUUUCAACAUGCUGAUUUUUUCUCGGAUGAGGGACAUGCUUGGUGGUAACAUGAAGCUCAUGCUGUGUGGGGGCGCUGCACUGUCGCAAAGCGCCCAACACUUCAUGCAGUGCUGCUUCUGCACAUGCAUAAUGCAAGGCUACGGACUGACAGAGACAAGCGGGGGUGGCACUGUUGCAGAACCCGGUGACUUCAUCACACGUCACGUGGGUCAGCCGCUGUCAUGCUGCGAGAUUAAGCUACUUGAGUGGCAAGAAGGUGGUUACACCCCGGAGGACAGGCCCCACCCCCGGGGGGAGAUCCUGAUAGGCGGGGGAAACGUUGCCAUGGGAUACUACAAGAAUGACGCCCUGACUGACGAGUACUUCAAGACGGUCGACGGCCAGCGAUGGUUCUACACAGGGGACAUUGGGGAAAUGCUGCCCGAUGGAACACUCAGAAUUAUUGAUCGCAAGAAGGACCUUGUCAAGCUCCAGACUGGUGAGUACGUCUCCUUGGCGACGAUAGAGACGGUCCUCAAGAAAUCGCCCUAUGUCGAGAACAUCUGCAUCUAUGCCGACGGUGACUUUGACUACUGCAUUGCCCUGGUGGUUCCCUACAGGAAUAAUCUGGAGAGUGCGGCCAAAGAGCAGGGUUUAUCCGGCAAGUCCUUCGAGGAGAUAUGCUCCAGUAAGAAGAUGGAGCAAGUGGUACUGGUCUCCAUGGCAAAGGUUGCUAUGGAAGGCAAACUCCAGAAGUGGGAGGUCCCCCGGAAAGUGAAGCUGUGCACAGAAGUCUGGCUGCCGGAAACCGGGCUCAUCACGGAUGCCUUCAAGCUGAAACGGCGCGCCCUGUCGGAAUACUACAAGGAAACUAUCAAGGAAAUGUACUACAGUUAGUGGGAGACAAGUACUGCAUAUUUCAUGGGACCAAGGUGAAGUUUUGCAGAGGUAUUGCAAGAUUCUAUAGUCUCUUUUUAACCUGCUGGUAAAACUGUAAAAAGUGGCUGUCAACUUCAACUUUUUAGGAUCAAACUGUUAAAGAGUCUGAGCGUGUUGAUAUACUGUCAUUGAGAUUGCGUGGGAUAUUUUUUCACAACAUAGUUGACGUGAAAUAGUACAGAGACAAAUGUAUAGACACCGCUUUUCUUUACACCAUGUCAUAUGGGUGAAUUAUAGGCAAGGAUAGAGCAGAGUUUUUCAGUACUAAUCAUUUAGUCUUGAAGUGUGUGACCAAAGAACCAAAGAUGUCAAAUUUAAUCAAAAUGUAUCAAAUGUUUUCUAAAAUUUGUUUUGAUGUUAUUAAAAGUUUUCUAUUUCAAAUAAAAAUCUAAUAAGUAUAUAUUAUUGAAGUCUUUAGUGCUAAAUUGUACAAUGUUGCCAAAAACCUUGCAAUAGACAGAAUCCAAAAUUUUUUAAAAUAAUUUUUGAAAAUAUUUUUAGCAUGGUGUAAAUAUUUCCAUUAUUCCAGUGAUCACUGUUUUAGAGUUUUACUUAGACUAGUAAUCACCAAAACUAUCUACGGUACGAGUCACAAAUUAAAGAAAUGUUGUCAUUUUUACUUCACGUGGUUUCAGUUUUUGCUUUUCAUCUUGCAUUAAAGUUAUGCCAGCAGUUUUGCACUAGGAAGCAGAAGGUGCUAUAGCUUAUAAUUUUUUCUUGUAGCUUCUCAGACAACCAAGUAUUCAGUGCAUCCAUUAGAUCUACGUAUUGGAAAAACUCUGUACUAAAAUACUCAGAAUUAUUAAAAGCUAGAUACUAAAAUGGAAAAUAAAUGAAAUAUUCCACAACUGAAACAUUCGGUACCAUCAAUACAAUAAAUAAAGCAUGGACGGCAACUCAAGAAAGUCA